CUUUCAACCAAGAGUCUGAUAAUUCGCCUCGGUCGUCGCAUCGCAAUUUGGGCUGCGCCUUUUCAAUGAGCAACGUUGCGCGUUGGACAGGUUGCGGAAAUGAAUGCCGACCGCUACGCUAGGCUUGUUGGCAUGCCCCCUUUCCGAGAAUUCAAGCAUCAAAACCGCCGGGCAACGCUGUGCAGUUCUUUUUCAGCAUUUAGACGUGGCCUCGCUUUGCUGUCGAGCCGCUUCCACUUCUCCGUCGUUCUUUCAGCGUUUGCUGCCUUUCUUCUUUCUCCACAUUGGCUCGUGUUUGCCCAAGCGCGACCCUGCAACUUGCAUCGUGGAGCUUCGGAACCGUCUUGAACAGCACCACCUACUUUCCCGCCAACAACAAACUACACAUCAGUCAUCAUGGGUUCUCCUGACUGGCUUGAGGUCGGUGUACCGACACUCGACCGCCCAUUUGGUCUCGCUCUGUGGCCCAUCUUUGAGAAGAUCUUCGAGCCCAUUGUUGGAUACAAGCCGCAAGACUUCCGAUUCGUGUCCGGCGAGACACCACUCUCGACGUUCAAGGCAUGCGCUGCCACCCUUGUCGUAUACUACAUCACAAUAUUCGGCGGCCGCGAGUUCAUGCGGAAUCGCGAGCCCUUCAAGCUCGAGUUCCUCUUCAAGCUCCACAACUUCUACCUCACCGCAAUUAGCGCCUCCCUCCUGGUGCUGUUCGCGGAGCAGAUCAUCCCCAUUGUUGCGAGGAAUGGCAUCUUCUUUGCCAUCUGCGACCACCGCGGCGGCUGGACUGACAAGCUCGUCAUCUUGUACUACCUCAACUACCUCACCAAAUACGUCGAAUUCAUUGACACGGGGUUCCUGUUCCUGAAGAAGAAGCCCUUGACCUUCCUCCACACCUACCACCACGGCGCGACCGCACUCCUCUGCUACACCCAGCUCAUCGGACACACUCCCGUCUCAUGGCCUGUUAUCACGCUGAACCUGGCUGUCCACGUCAUCAUGUACUGGUACUACUUUCAGAGCGCGCGUGGUAUUCGCAUCUGGUGGAAGAAGUACAUCACGAUCGGACAGAUCUCCCAGUUCGUUCUUGACAUCGGUUUCAUCUACUUCGCCUCGUACACCUACUUCACCAGCACAUACUGGCCCCACAUCCCCAACAUGGGCAAGUGCGCCGGCGAGGAGUUUGCUGCUAUUGCUGGAAUCUGCAUCAUCACGUCGUACCUCCUCCUCUUCAUCGCUUUCUACUUCGCUACGUACAAGAAGCCAGUGCCUAAGGGGCGCCGCCGUGCUACCAGCGCGUUGGUUGAGAUGAAGGAUGGCAAGGUUCCGACAGUUGGUGAAGCUCGCAGGCGCCUGUCGACCUCUCGCGCGGAACUCUCCCCGAACGGAACACCCAAUGGCCGUGCUACUCGAAGCCGAAAGGCUUAGACGCGUCGAGUCCGCGCGCAGAUACAUUUGUGAUUGGGGGUUUCGCCUUGCGCAGAUACAUUGCAUGCAGUGCAAUCACGUCAUGAUAUCAAUGGGAGGAACCUUUUUGGCUGGGCUCCCUACCCUUUUUCAAACUUGACUUACAACUACCCUGGAGGGCUGCAAUUUUAUACUCUAUUGUAAUUGUCAUGCCAUUGGGUUGCCCUUUUUUCUCAUCUUAGGUGGCACCCUCGCGUUACGAAAAGCAUAUAUGUAGGAGUAUGGGUGUCGGGGAUUCACGACGACUUCGUUUAUCGGUGUUGGUGGAUGGUUGU
Molecule: messenger RNA, 1736 nt
Organism: Dothidotthia symphoricarpi CBS 119687
Lineage: Eukaryota; Fungi; Ascomycota; Dothideomycetes; Pleosporales; Dothidotthiaceae
Product: GNS1/SUR4 membrane protein
Exons: 4
Coding region: 397-1422 (341 amino acids)
Biological process (GO): sphingolipid biosynthetic process; fatty acid elongation, saturated fatty acid; very long-chain fatty acid biosynthetic process
Cellular component (GO): endoplasmic reticulum membrane
Molecular function (GO): fatty acid elongase activity
Source: RefSeq, a predicted model, not a curated record